Striga asiatica is the source of this 2114-nucleotide messenger RNA. The record is from the annotation of a GenBank genome assembly. NCBI's taxonomy places the organism in Eukaryota, Viridiplantae, Streptophyta, Magnoliopsida, Lamiales, Orobanchaceae.
AAUCAAUCAGCUUUUAUCCAAGAGCAAGAUUGUGCUCAAAAAGUGAAAUUGAAGAAUUGAAAGGUGGAGAUGUGGUUGUUAGUUCAAUCAACUCGCUACGGAGAUGUUGGCAGGCUGCUAGAUCAUCUUUAGACCAGGGCUGAGAUUAAGAUGUGAGGUGAAGGAUGAAAAAUCAAUUAAUGGGCCAACGGUUGUGGAGAUGUGAUAUGACAAAAAUGGCCUUUUCUGGAAUCCUGGUAAAGUAAGCCCAAUGGCUAAACGGACUUUACAUGCAGUAAUGGGCCUUUACAUAGAUGGGUCGAGAUGCGAAAUCCAAUACAAGGGGUUGACGUCAGCCAUCUUCUCUCGGCCGGUCGGCCUCAGCUGCACUCGCUCAUCACCACAAGUCUCAAGUGACCGAUUCCAUCUGCACUGCAGCUCCAAAUAAAAAGACAAAAUAGAGAUUACAAUAAAAGAAAAUUGGGAGAGUUGAGCUCGCAUGGAGCUUUCGAUCUCAUCCUCCUCCUACCUCAGGAUUUCUGCUCUUCCGCCAAACAAGUUGACUUCUUUGUCAUUACUCAAAUUCUCCAAGAACCUGUCAUUUUCAAUUUCAACUGGGCUGCAUACGCACAAAUACUCCUCGAAAAGGCCCUCCGCCGUUCCCCACACUCGCCAUUCCAUCUGGGCCUGCGCUAGAGUUGAUGCUGCUGGAACUGAUCCUCAGUUGAAUAAAAUCUUACAAUUCAGGGGUGCCUUCUGGAGAUUUCUGAGACCCCACACCAUACGUGGAACAACAUUAGGAUCUGUUUCUCUGGUAACGAGAGCUUUAAUCGAGAAUCCCAAUUUGAUAAAGUGGUCAUUAUUGCUGAAGGCAUUUUCUGGACUUGUAGCACUCAUUUGCGGAAAUGGUUAUAUUGUGGGAAUUAACCAGAUUUAUGAUGUUGGCAUCGACAAGGUAAACAAACCUUACUUACCCAUAGCUGCAGGAGAUCUUUCAGAAAAGUCAGCAUGGUUCUUGGUGCUAAUUCUUGCUGCUUCUGGUCUCUUAAUUGUUGGGUUGAAUUUUGGACCUUUCAUUACGUCUCUUUACAGCCUCGGUCUUUUCCUGGGCACUAUCUACUCUGUUCCCCCAUUUCGGAUGAAAAAAUAUCCCAUCAUAGCAUUUCUUAUCAUAGCCACGGUCCGGGGGUUCCUUCUUAACUAUGGCGUGUAUUAUGCCACUAGAGCUGCCCUUGGUCUACCAUUUGAAUGGAGCUCACCAGUUGCAUUCAUCACCACAUUUGUAACAUUAUUUGCUCUUGUCAUUGCCAUAACCAAAGAUCUUCCUGAUGUGGAAGGUGACCGCAAGUUUAAGAUAUCGACCUUGGCAACAAAACUUGGUGUGAGAAAUAUUGCAUUGCUUGGAUCUGGGCUUCUGUUAGUAAAUUACAUAGGUUCUAUUUUGGCAGCAAUUUACAUGCCUCAGGCCUUUAAGAGGAGCUUGAUGAUACCUUCACAUGUUAUAUUGGCCUCAGGUUUAAUUUUCCAGGCAUUUUUACUGGAAAGAGCAAACUAUACCAAGGACGCCAUCUCCGAGUUCUAUCGUUUCAUAUGGAACCUGUUCUACGCCGAGUACAUAUUGUUCCCUUUCAUAUGAUCAGCCUCGACACAAUUUAUAGUACGGAAUUCCUAACAAGAGUAUGCCUGUCAUUGUAAUGCUUUCUUGCUUUACAUUUAUGCCGCCAUUUGUAUACACAUGCUUGCCAAAUUUGUUGUUGCGUUCGCUCCAAACGUUCUUGAACAAUGUAAACUAUAAAUUUUCAUCAAGUAGGGUAUCCUCUUUCGUCCAUCUCCUGACAUGUAUACCUUUUGAAAAAGUAUGAUUGUCUAACGAUUAGGCUGUAGAUUAGUAUCUAUUAUUAUUAUUUAAUAGGUGUCUUAGAGAAUAAGUUAGGAAUUUAAUAUUAUUGUUUAAUAUUUAGCAAGAGAUCUUGUCAUGUUGGACAAGUUAAGGUCUACCGUUAGGAGCCUUGUAUCAAGGACUCCUUGUAGUUUAUUUUCCUUGGUUGGUUAUGAAUGAAAUAUGAAUUGAUUGUGAGUUUUAUCGAGAGAUUAUCUCGUUUAUCUUUCUCACUCGUACGUUUUCCUACAUCACU